Messenger RNA from Paraglomus brasilianum, 834 nucleotides. Lineage: Eukaryota; Fungi; Glomeromycota; Glomeromycetes; Paraglomerales; Paraglomeraceae. The record is from the annotation of a GenBank genome assembly.
AUGGGAGGAUCGAUAACGGAAUUGAAAGUUCGCAGAGAUGAUUUUGGAGAGACGCAGACAAGGAAAAUCAGCGUGUCGGCACAUACCAGAUGGGGAGAAUUAGAAGAAAAGCUUCGUAAACUAUUCGAUAUAGGUGAAACAGACAAGAUGGUUUUGAGUUAUAUCGACGAGGAGGAAGAAAGAAUCACGGUCUCGUCGGAUGAGGAAGUUGCUGACGCAUUAAAAAAUAAAUCUCAAUUGUGCUUCAACUUGACAACCAAGAAAGAGAACAAAGGGUAUAAUUAUUCAAAGAUUCAUACUGAAGAUGAUGCAGCUAACAUGGCUGCCACAAUACUGCAGACAUGGUUCAGCGAAAAACUGCCAGAAAUUAUCGAUCAAGUUACUAGGGAAGUCAUUUCAAAAAUCUCUAAACCCGAUCAGCCUGCUUCUUCAGCUUCUUCAUUUUCACACGUCCUUGUCUAUCCAAACACUUUAAAUGUAUCAAAACUGGCAACAAUGGGACGGAAACCACAAAGUGGUGACAUGCUUGAAUACAGAAUACCAUCUUCCUAUCUUACGUUCAACCAAGCUUCGAUCAAACAAAUCUGGGGUGUCGGUAUAUACACUUACGACUCUGACAUUGUUAAAGCCCUUGCUCACUCGGGAAUUUACAGACUCAAACAAAACCCACCUGACAACGAUCUGUCAGUGAAAAUAAGAUAUUCGCCCGGGCUUAAUUUGUACUGUGGAGCAAUCUGUAAUUCGUUCAAAAGUGAUGAACAUAAGCAGUGCAGUUUGAGCUAUGUCAUUGAAAGUGUCUCGACCAUUCCUAAAGGAAGCGCUAACGCGGUGUAA